AUGAAUGAGCUCGAAAAACUCCUGAGCAAAGCUACUAAUCCUGUUUCUGAUCAAUAUAAUUCUGAUACAGUGAAUGAAAUUGCUAAGUUAAUAGAUACUCAACCGAAUGGUCCAGUUUUUACUCUACGUCUCCUUGCUCAUAAGAUUAAGUCUCCGCAUGAAAGAGAAGCCCUAAGUUCAUUGGCGUUGUUGGAAUCUCUGUCUAAACGGUGUAGUCCAACGUUUAUUUCCGAACUUGGGAAAUUCAAGUUCUUAAAUGAAUUGAUCAAAGUCCUAUCACCAAAGUAUCUUGGUGAUCAAACGGCUACAUCUGUAAAAAAUAAAUGUGCUCAAUUAUUGCAUAACUGGCAACGUGAUUAUUCAUCUAGUGAACCAAAAUUUGCUGAAGCUUAUAAUAUGCUUGUUAGAGAAGGGAUUAUCACUGCAGAACAAAUCACCACAAAUGGACCUAAUUCAAAGGUUGGUCAUACAGCAUCUACAACUGCUGAAGAAAGACAGAAUAUAUUUGAACGUAAUAAAAAAUCUGAGCGUCUAACUCAACUCCUUCGAAGUCGUAAUCCAGCUGAUCUACGUGAAGCGAAUGCACUUAUCAAGAGUAUAGUUGAAGAAGAUCAAGUGCGUAUGGAGAAAGUGAGUCAAAGGACAAGUGAAAUGGAAGCCUUAAGAAAUAAUACAAUAUUAUUAGAAGAAAUGAUUAGUACAUAUAUGCUUGGUGAAAGUACAGAGGCUGAAUUAGAAUUAAUGAGUGAAUUGGUCGAAAAUAUCCGUAAAGCACGUCCAUUAUUAUACAGUUUCUCUUUAACCCAUGAAGAACAAGAUAUGGAGACAUUAACUGAAAUUGGUCGAAUCUGUGAUCGAGCAAGUGAAGUGAUAUCAAAUUAUGAACAGAAGGUAAAAGUAGGUAACGUCAAAUCAACACCACCACCAUCAUCGUCAGCAUCAACAUCAUCACCAUCUAAGGAUGCAAUCAAUGAUGGCUCAUCGUCAUCAUCAACAUCAACAAGCGGCAGUGGCAGCAGCAACAGCACCAGUCGAAUUCCUGAUCUCCUUACCCAAGAUUUAAUGAAUUUAGGCUUAGAUGAUCCAAUUAAACCUUCUACAUCGUCAUCAUCAUCAUCUUCCUCGUCAUCGUUGACAGUAUCCUCAGCGGAUGUCUUAAUGUUAUUGUCUAAUAAUAGUAGUAAUAUAUCAUUGACUCCAACUGUUGUCAGCAGUACAAAUGGAUCUUCAACUGGGACUUAUGGUGGUGGUGCUAAUCAACUCAUUCCGUCGUCAAUGAAUCAAAUUUCAUUGAUUACUAAUAAUCAUAAUCCUAAUAACAACGUUUCAACAAAUGUGACAUCCGUCUCAUCAACACUUUAUCCGACUAUUUUCAAUUCUGUACAAACAAAACCUUCAAAGUUAGAAGCCUCUUCCUCCGCCUCUUCGUCCUCCUGCUCAGGACGUGGACAAGCAGCCAAUUCUAAUUCUAAAGUUUUCAGUGAAUUAGAUAACCUUAGCCGUCAAAUGCUUCAAUUGUCAAAAACCAAUGCUUUGGCGGACACCAAUCUCUCUAGACUUCUUGGCAAUGAGUCAACUGUAUCCUGUACCACAACAACAACAGCAGCAACAACACCACUGACAAAGUCGCCAACACCUACUAAUCAUCAUGUUGUUAUCGAUAGUGAUAGUCAUAAUAAUAAUGAUGACAUCAAUCCUACUAACAACAAUAAUAAUGAUAUUAGUAGCCAAAAUCUAGUCAGUGCAAUCAAAACUACGCCAGUUCAUCAUCCUUCUCCUCCUCCUAAAGCUGAUGUCUCCUUAAAUCAAAGUCAUAAAAGCAGUAGUAGUAGUAUUGAUUUAAAAUCAAUCAAUAUUCAGCUAUCGUCAAUUCUACCGCAUCCAGUGUACAGUACACCAGUAAUUCUUUAUCCUGUCAAUUGUCAUCGUGAUGCUGAUGAUGACAACGACGUUGGCGAUACUGAUAACUCCCACGCGCCAGAUAAAGAUAAUAGUAUACAAUUAGCAUUACACUAUGCACAGAAUCGACCACAUCCUGAAGUGAUGGUAUUUGUCGCGGUUAUCUCUAGUCGAAAUUCUCUACCGAUUACUGAAAUCAAUGUAAGAUUUGCUGUGGAAAAACCUUGUAGAAUUCGACAACUAUCAGCCUCUGGUCAAAAUUUGCCAGCCUAUUCGCCUUUUCUACCGAGUGCUUCAAUAAGUCAAAUAGUAUUAAUUCAUAAUCCAUCAAAUUUGGAGAAAUUCGUUCUCAAAUUUCAAUUCUCUUUUGUGUUAGACGGUGAAGCUAUCCUAGAGUCUGGAAAAUUCAAUCUACCCUCUGCAUAA
Molecule: messenger RNA, 2325 nt
Organism: Trichobilharzia szidati
Lineage: Eukaryota; Metazoa; Platyhelminthes; Trematoda; Strigeidida; Schistosomatidae
Source: the annotation of a GenBank genome assembly